AUGCUGUUAACAAUUGCAAUAAUGACGAUGUACCUGGCUGCCAUAUUCCCAAUUGCUCUAUGUUACAUCCUUCUACUACUUGGGUUACGCAAGCUUAAGAAUUGGAUUAUGCUUAACUACAAUAGAACAAUUUGGUUAUUGCAGAAUAUGCUGUUCAAGCAACUUGUGGUCUUAGAAAUAGACUUAUGCGACUAUUCCAAGGCCAAGGAUGUUCUAGUGAUCUCAAACCACCAAGCGGUAUUGGACUGUCUGGGACUCAACUACAUUUUGCACUGCAAUACCAGGACAAAAUACAUCUACAAGGACUCACUCAAAUUCAUACCAAUAUUCUACCAGAUAUGCUCAUUAUCAAACUUCCUGAGGGUAUGCCGCUGCUUUGAAAAGGAUAAAGAUAGAAUAGAGACAUUCUGUAAAAGAAAUAUGGACGGAUGCUACCUGGUUCUCUUUCCAGAAGGAACAAGAUUGUGUAGGAAAUCGGCAGUUGCAAGUGUUAGCUUCUGUAACAAGAAUAAGAUUGAGAGAUUUAAGAAUGUCCUCUGUCCCAGAUACAAAGGAUAUAAAACAAUACUGAACUCAGGCAACUUCUCCCACAUUCUGGAUGUAACAAUGUGCUGGCAUGAAAAAAAGGUACCAUCUCUUCUUGACUUGUUCAAACUACAAGAGAGACGACUAGAGAUAAAGACAGAGUUGAUUGAAGUAACAAAGGAGUGUGAAAGCAAGGAAUAUCUCUUUGAACUCUUUAGAAGAAAAGAUGCUCUUAUUGAAUGCAUGAAAUCAAGAAGGGGUUGA
Molecule: messenger RNA, 789 nt
Organism: Enterospora canceri
Lineage: Eukaryota; Fungi; Microsporidia; Enterocytozoonidae
Source: the annotation of a GenBank genome assembly